Aegilops tauschii subsp. strangulata is the source of this 1083-nucleotide messenger RNA. RefSeq lists its product as uncharacterized. Gene Ontology annotation, biological process: regulation of DNA-templated transcription. NCBI's taxonomy places the organism in Eukaryota, Viridiplantae, Streptophyta, Magnoliopsida, Poales, Poaceae. The record is from RefSeq and is a predicted model, not a curated record. Gene Ontology annotation, molecular function: DNA binding.
AUGGCGUGCGUGACAGUUCCGGCGGCCACGGCGGAGAUGGAGCGCGCCUUUGCUCUACCACCGGGGUAUCGGUUCCACCCCACGGACCAUGAGCUGGUGAAUUGGUUCCUCAAGCGCAAGCUCCUCGGCCUCCCCAUCGACCUCGACUUCAUCCCGGUGGUGGACGUCUACAGGUUCGAGCCGGACCAACUACCAGACAAAUCAUUCUCACCGAGCACAGGCGACCCAGGGGCUAAAGUUGAGUGGUACUUUUUUGCGCCGAGGGUUCGAAAGUACCCAACCGGCCUUCGCAUGGAGCGGGCGACGCUAAAAGGGUUUUGGAAGUCUACGGGGAAGGACCGUCCAGUCAUCCACAACGGCAUCGUAGUCGGCAUGAAGAAGACGCUUGUGUUUCAUAUCGGCAAAGCACCUAGGGGCACACGGACCAACUGGGUCAUGCACGAGUACCGCCUCCAUCCCGAUCACCGUAUCCAUGACACCUACGUGCUAUGUCGGAUCUUCAACAAGAACACCAUGACCCAAUCACCAGACCUGCUCAGUGGCGUCGACAUGGAUGAGGAAGGGAUGCAUUUGGUGGCGAACAACGCCGACAUGGACAACGAAGGGUUCCAGCCGAUGUCCGGCGGUGCCAAUGCCAGCAAGGAAGCAAUCCACCCCGUGUUCCACAACGCCAACACGGACAAGGAAGGGAUCAAUCCUGUGUCAGGUAACAUCGUCGGGGACAUGGAAGGGAUCUAUCCCAUGCCAGGCGACAUCUUUGCGGACAUGGCAGGGGUACAUCCCAUGUUCGGCGGCGCCGUCCCACACAACGAAGAGACCGAUCCAAUGUCAGAUAGCGUCGUCAGGGACAUGGAAGGGAUCCAUCCUGUGUCAGAUAGCUUCAUCCCGGACAUGGAAGGGAUACAUCCCGUGUUCGGCGGCGCCGUCCCACACAACGAAGAGACCGAUCCCAUGUCAGCAGGUGUUUACACGGAUGUGGAUUUUUCCUGGAUGCAGCUUGUGCCUGACGACAUUUGCUGCCCCAACAUUGAACUAGAUAAGGAUGACUCCUGUACGGAGCUCAUCAACGACUACAUGUGGUAA